Messenger RNA from Lingula anatina, 1289 nucleotides. RefSeq lists its product as uncharacterized. The record is from RefSeq and is a predicted model, not a curated record. Lineage: Eukaryota; Metazoa; Brachiopoda; Lingulata; Lingulida; Lingulidae. Gene Ontology annotation, biological process: regulation of actin filament-based process.
CAAGAUCCGUUCGCUAUCUUAUGCACUCAAUAUCCAUUUUUGGGGUACAGAUCAAUAUUUUUAUGGAUAAAAAUCCAAGUCGAAGAUCACUAAAUUUUUCAAAAUGGCUAAAUAAUUGUAAAGCGCAUGCGUCGCAAUGUAUUCAUGGGGCACGCGCACUUUGUACUUCCUCUUUACUUCCGCCUAGUAGUGGCCUCGUACUUCUACCUGCUUAUCCAAUACAGAUAAUUGAAAUGAAUGUGGAUCACGAAAUAGACUUGCUUAAGACUGAGAUCAGGGAAAGACUUGGAGAAAAAAGAGAUGAUGGAUCAUAUGUGCUGACAUUUGGGACACUGUUCAGUGAUGACCGCUGUGCCAACAUUUUUGAAGCCCUGGUAGGAACCCUGAAAGCAGCAAAAAAGAGGAAGAUUAUUAAAUACGAUGGAGAACUGCUGUUGCAGGGCGUGCAUGAUAAAGUGGAGAUCAUCCUACUUCCAGAAUAGUACUCGGACAUUCCAUAGAAUUUUGCACGUGGUAUUAUGCAACAUAAUAGGAGUUUUUAAAUAUUGUUAUUUAUUAGAUUUUGUAUUGGAGCAAGCAAAAACUGCUGUACAUUGGAGGCAAAAUGUGUUCAGGGUUGUUGGCUGUUUAGGAGCUAAGUUGGACUUGCAUUAAAAGACAUUAAUAGGAGUGCUUUUGUUGUAACUAUGGUCUGAUGGGGGAUUAGGCAAGAAAAAGAAAUGUUAGCAUGUUUAGCUGCUGUAAUAUAUACAAAAGUAUUAAUUUAUGGACCACGCAAUCAGGGACAAAAUUUCUCCUUUACAAUGUGCUGUGCAAUUGAUUUGAUACCUUGGAAUAUAUAAAAGUUAAUAUCUUCACUUAUUACCAUUGUUGAAUGGCCAGUUUUGCCCAAUGUAAGGGUUGGCAAUAUUUUCUGACCAACUGAUUUUCAUAGAUACAUUGGUAUUGUUGAUACAUACAUUUCAAUUUCUUUUUCACUAUUUGAGCAAUAUUAAUGAAGACAGCCAAGUGAUUUUUACACAGAUUAAAAAAGUUAUGUGAUAUUUUUCUUUUACAUUUUCUGGUCAUAAGUACAUACAUCACUUAUGAGAAUUCGCAUUGCAAAUUUAACCAAAUUAUUUCUGAUUGGCUUCAGUUGAAGUUUUGAUUAGAUUCUUCAAGGCUGUGAUUGAUAAGAAUAUGGUCCCCAAAUUGAAACUUGGGCAAUUUUUCUGUUUCUCAUGCAAAGAGCUUGGCAGUUGUUUAUAUUAUGUCAGCCUUAUCUAUAUAUAGGUUUUGAAGAAUAAAAG